Molecule: messenger RNA, 984 nt
Organism: Brugia malayi
Lineage: Eukaryota; Metazoa; Nematoda; Chromadorea; Rhabditida; Onchocercidae
Gene: Bma-dpy-9
Product: Nematode cuticle collagen N-terminal domain containing protein
Exons: 6
Coding region: 1-984 (327 amino acids)
Molecular function (GO): structural constituent of cuticle
Source: RefSeq, a predicted model, not a curated record
AUGAGUAUACUGGCAACACGGAAAGCAACCGUAAUAGCAACCGGAUGUUCAACAAUAUGCAUUUUAAGUGUUGUAAUUUUAUUACCAUUAAUGCAUUUUCGUAGCCAAGAAGUAAUAUCAACACUACUUUCACAGGUUGAAUUAUGCAAGGCUCAAUCAGGUGAUAUUUGGAAGCAAAUAGCUUUGGUUGGUAAUAAAAUUCGAAAAUCUCGUUCUAACAAUUUCAAUUUACCUAGUACUUUUAUAAAUGAUGCAUGUUGUGCUUGUUCACAAGGAUUGCCAGGACCUCGAGGAUCACCUGGAAAAGAUGGUAUACCAGGAAAAAACGGUGAACCAGGUAAAGAUGGUAGUAAUGGACGUAACGGUGUAUACCUUCCUGCUCCACCACCAGGCACAAAUAGUUGUCAAAAAUGUCCACCAGGUGCACCAGGACCACCUGGUUUCCCGGGUCCAAAAGGAGAACGUGGCAAACCUGGACCACCUGGAAAAGCAGGAAAACCUGGAGAGCCAAAUCGACCUGGACCACGAGGACCACCAGGACUUCGUGGGGAACCAGGACCUCCAGGACCGAAAGGACCAGAGGGUGAUCGAGGUAGAGUAUUAAAUGGAGCACCACCUGGUCCAACAGGUCCACCAGGACGUAUCGGUCCACGAGGAGCACCCGGUGGUAAAGGACAUGAUGGAAAAGCAGGUCAACCAGGGAAUCAAGGUGUACGAGGUUCAGGCGGAGAAAGAGGACCUCCAGGAGAUCCUGGACUACCAGGUCCACCAGGUGUACCAGGUGAACCUGGAUUUCCUGGCAGUUGUUCACAUUGUCCAGGAUUGAUUCCAGUUGUUUCAUCUAAAACAUACACACAAAAACCAUUGAUAUCAUCGACACAAUUAAAUAUUCCAUCUGUGGAAAUUUUACAAACUGCUGAAAAUUCUUAUCCAAGUUCAGUUCCAGAGCAAAAUGAUCGAGAAUAUUUGUGGAUUUUGAAAUAA